CAUACGUUUUUCCUGGCCCGUUUAUCAUUAUUCGACGGGGGCUUGUUUUCUUUGCCUCCGGCCAGGGGCCUGUUUUUUAAAGCUUAUCGUACCUCGGCAUUAGGGCCGGGGCUUGGACCUUAACUGGUAUGAGAGUGCAAUCGUCCUUGUAUUUGUCUCCGGAAUCCACGCCCAAGGGUCCCUGCCUCAAUUCAACGUUGACCCAGAUUUGGUGUCGGUUUCGGGCAUUUCCUCGGGCGCGUACUUUGCCACUCAGUUCCACGUGGCUUAUUCCAUGUCCGUCCAGGGGUGUGGCCUAUGGGCUGGCGGACCCGAUCUUUGUUAUGCUAGGGACGGACUUCUUUGUAUGACCACACCCUCGGUGGUGGUGGUGAGCAUCCUCACUUUGGACGCCGAAACUCUUGGCUCCUUGGGACGAAUUGAUGAUACCUCGCAUCUUCAAAAUGAUAGAGUGUACAUUUUUCAUGGAACAGAAGAUGAAACCGUCCAAGUUUCGUCGGCCUCGAAAGUGGAACAAUUCUACAAUCACUUCUUGGCCAACCCCGAAAGUCAAUUGAAGCUAAAGAACGACUUGCCAGCGUCUCAUGCCGUGGUUUCUGAUCAUGCUGGGACACCUUGUGGUGUAACGGACAAAUUCUAUAUUCAAAAUUGUGACUUUGACAGCGUCUAUGCCAUGCUGAACCAUUUGAUUGGGGAUUUAUCACCACCAACGGCGCCUGGAACAAUGCAAGGGCGAUUGGUUGAGUUCGAUCAAAACGAGUUCUUCGAGGGUAAUGCCAAGGGUGCCAGUAUGGAUGAGACGGGCUUCGUUUACAUUCCCCCUGCUUGCGAGGAUGGGUCCGUUCAGUGCAACUUCCACAUUUUCUUCCAUGGUUGUUCGAUGCAAUUUGAAGAAAUCGGAACGGAAUUCAUUCGAAGGGCGGGCUUUAUUGAGGUGGCAGAUGCCAAUAACCUUGUCAUUCUUUUCCCACAGACCAUUGCUCGAACCCUUACGGGUAACCCGUACGGUUGCUGGAAUUGGUUUGGAUAUCUCAAUGACCUCUUGUACGAAGAGUAUGCUACCAAAAAUGCCAAACAAAUGAAAGGCGUCUACCAAAUGCUAACUAAAGUCACUGGACUUUAAUUUGCGAUAACAUCAUACAUAAAGAUUAACGUAAGAGCAUGCGAUACACGUCUUUAAAAGAAUAAUGAUUGUUUGCGUCACAUUGUAA
Molecule: messenger RNA, 1211 nt
Organism: Tigriopus californicus
Lineage: Eukaryota; Metazoa; Arthropoda; Copepoda; Harpacticoida; Harpacticidae
Product: poly(3-hydroxybutyrate) depolymerase-like
Exons: 5
Coding region: 275-1123 (282 amino acids)
Source: RefSeq, a predicted model, not a curated record